This is a messenger RNA of Babesia bigemina, 1542 nucleotides long. RefSeq names its product DEAD/DEAH box helicase family protein, putative. The transcript has 6 exons. Lineage: Eukaryota; Apicomplexa; Aconoidasida; Piroplasmida; Babesiidae. The coding region runs from base 1 to 1542 and encodes 513 amino acids. The record is from RefSeq and is a predicted model, not a curated record. Gene Ontology annotation, cellular component: nucleus. Gene Ontology annotation, molecular function: ATP binding; nucleic acid binding.
AUGGCAUCGCAACUAGCCCGCGUCGGCGAGGCCGAAUCGGCGCCGCUAUGGGUAAAUCGCAUCAGGACCCUCGGGCCGCAGGCCUCCGGGCGCCCCGCCAGGGAGCUGCUGGAGCAGUGGAAGGUCCACCCACACCUAGUACGCCUGCUAGAGGCGCACAACAUCACGCAGCUGUUCGCAGUGCAGGAGAAAGUCAUCCCCAUGCUCUUGCGCGGUGAUGCGCUCGAUGGCCUCUCCGCCGCGGCGUCCGACCUCGUGAUCACCGCGCCCACUGGGCAGGGCAAAACGCUGUGCUACCUGCUGCCGAUCGUUAAUAGCAUAGUACAGACCAAUAGAGUGGGAUUCGCCGCGAUGGUGCUGGCUCCCACCAGGGAGCUGGUGAAACAGAUCCACGACAUAUGCGCGUGGUUCGUCGACGACGACCCUGCGACGUACGACCUGAGGGGCGGGGAGCUGCUGAGGGUGCACUCCUGCCACGGGAACACGUCGUUCAUCGAGGACCACACCUACCUGCUGGACAAGCGGCCGCAGAUCGUCGUGUUCACGCCCGGGCGGUUCGUGGAGCACUACAUGCACCGGGAAACGGCCUACGACAAGACGCUGGACUUCACGACGCUGAAGUGGAUCAUCAUCGACGAGGUGGACCUGCUGCUGUCGCAGAGCUUCUACAACUGGACUGCGGCCGUCGUGGCCAUAUCGAAGCAGUGCCAAGUGCAGGACCGGAGUGCUUCGGAUAACGUGUUUGCGCGGCACCGGCCGCAAAAAAUUCUUGUCUCGGCCACCAUCCCCAGCAAGUCCGCGGAGAUCGACCUGCUGCAGCUGCACAGGCCGCUCCUGCUGAAGGGCGCCGAGACGCUGUACAGCCUGCCCGCGAACCUCACGCAGAAGUUCGUGAAGACCACGAGGAGCAAGAAGGAGCUGGUGCUGGUCGCCCUGGUGUGCCGCCUGCUCAGCAGCGCGGUGCCCGGGGAGAAGACCAUCGUGUUCUGCUCGUUUAAGGAUACGGCUCACGCCACCGCGCGCACGCUCGAGGUUUUCUCGCUGUACACGCAGUCGAACCUCAAGAUUCUGGAACUGAGCGCCAGGCAGUCGCAGAAGCAGCGUGAAAGCGUGCUGCAGCGCUUCCAGGGCAACGACACGAUGUGCCUCGUGUGCUCCGACGUGGGCUCGCGCGGCAUGAACUUCGCCAACACGCGCAACAUCAUCAACUACGACUUCCCCAAGUCGGUCACGACGUACGUCCACCGCAUCGGGCGAACCGCACGCGCCAACGACAGCGGCACCUCGUACGUCAUCGUCUCCGGCAAGGACGACGAAAGGUUCAGCGAGUUCAAGGCCGAGCUCAGGCUGGCCGAUGAGGACAUCGAGCAGGUGUCCCCGAGCCAGCUUUGGGACGAGGAGCUCAAAGAGGUCCUGGAGCAGGUCAAGCCGAUGGUGUCCAGGUGCCUGGAGCUGGAGGACUCCGGGAGCCUGGCGCACGACGCCCCGCUGCCGUCGACGUGGAUGUCGCUCCUGCGGCCGGCGCCGGAAGAAUCAACCUAG